Vanessa atalanta (red admiral) is the source of this 2039-nucleotide messenger RNA. RefSeq names its product N-acetylgalactosamine kinase (gene Galk). The transcript has a single exon. Gene Ontology annotation, cellular component: cytoplasm; cytosol. Gene Ontology annotation, molecular function: ATP binding; galactokinase activity. The record is from RefSeq and is a predicted model, not a curated record. The coding region runs from base 443 to 1906 and encodes 487 amino acids. Gene Ontology annotation, biological process: galactose metabolic process; carbohydrate phosphorylation. NCBI's taxonomy places the organism in Eukaryota, Metazoa, Arthropoda, Insecta, Lepidoptera, Nymphalidae.
GAAGCGCUUAAACGUCAAGUUCAUUAGUACCUAGUGGCCAGUCUUGGUUGUUAGUUGUUAUUGUACUAGCGUUAGCUUAAGUUUUUAGGUUAAGUUAAAGAUAAUUUUAUAUCGUUUACAUUUUUCAUGGAACACUUAUGUUUCGAUUGUGAUCAUAUUUAUGUGCAAAUAUAAAGAAUUACGGGUAAAUACUUUUUACUUUUUUAAAUAAAUUAUGAAGCGCAUCUCGUUCUGGAAUUGUUAAAAUAUCACCGUGCUAGAACACCUAGGAUUCUGCAUUUCUAAAGCCAUAGCGAAUAAUAAGCUAUUGUAAUUUAUACGCUGAUAAGAAUAAUAACAAUUCAACGAAUCACAUCAUUGUAGUUACAAUUUAGCAGUCACGGUACGUAUCAGCGAGUUCUUAUUAUAUUAUUAUUGUUUGUUUACAAACACUGCUGAUAAAAUGAGCGGAAAUAGUGACGAAGUACCGAUAACAAAUAUCCCGUCGGGAGAAAGAAUUGAAAAGUUAAGUGAACAUUUUUAUAAUGAAUUUGGAUGUCAGCCAGAUUUUUUUGCACGAGUUCCUGGCAGAGUUAAUUUAAUUGGAGAACAUAUUGAUUAUUGCGGUUAUCCAGUGUUGCCUAUGGCUUUAGAACAAGACAUAAUAGUGGCAGCGGGUUUUAUGCGAGAACAUAAAAUUAAUCUACGUAAUACGAAUUGUAAAUAUGAUAAGAUUGAUUUCGAAAUAAAACCAUACAGUGAAAUGAUAAUAGAAAGAUUAGGUUCAGAUGGAAAACCAUUUUGGUAUAAUUACGUACUUUGUGGGAUUAAAGGAGCUCUGGAGCAUUUGGAUAAUAAAGUUAUUAAUGGGGUCAAAUUCUUUAUUGACGGAAAUAUUCCCCCAGCCUCGGGCUUAUCAAGUUCGUCAGCUCUAGUAAGUGCUGUGUGCUUAGCAUUUCUAUAUGCUCAAAAAGCAAUAUUAAAUAAAAUAGAAAUCGCUUCACUUUGUGCCAAAUGUGAGAGAUACAUUGGAACGCAAGGGGGUGGUAUGGAUCAGGCAAUAGCUUUCUUGGCAGAAAAAUAUUGCGCUCAAUAUAUAACUUGGAACCCUCUAAAGGCUACAAAAGUUAUGUUACCAGAAGAUGCUUCUUUUGUAGUAGCACAUAGUUUAGCUGAAGUAAACAAAGCAGCUACUAAUGACUACAAUAAGAGAGUUAUAGAGUGUAGACUGGCUGCUAAAAUUUUAACUCUAGAUUCACAUAUAAAAAUUGAUCAUAAUAUAGUCACUUUAAGUCAAGUACAGAAAUUAUUAAAUAAAAGUUUAGAAGAAAUGGUAAUUCUUGUACAUAAUCAACUACCAAAAGAUAUCUAUGUAAAAACGGAAGUAUGUGAAAUGUUAAAUAUUACUGAAGAGGAAAUGGAUAACUUUUAUUUAACUCCAAAUACGAUACAUUUACACGAGUUUAAAUUAAAACAAAGAGCUUUGCACGUUUAUGGAGAGGCCAUAAGAGUUGAAGCCUUUCGUGGGAUAUGUUCAGAAUCUUCUAUGAACGGGAAACGCAAUGGCUCCACUAACGGCGCAAAUACAUAUUCAACAGACGAAGACAGAGCCGAUGUUUUAAGUAAGUUAGGAGAGCUGAUGUCAAAAAGCCAUGAAAGCUUAAAAAAAUUAUAUGAAUGCUCACAUAAAAAUUUAGAUCUUUUGGUAGACAUAUCUAAAAAAUUAAAUGUUCAUUCAAGAUUGACCGGUGCUGGAUGGGGUGGUUGUAUUGUAGCUCUAUGCCCAAAAGAGAAAGUGAAAGAAUACAUUGAUAAAGUAGAAGAUGAAUUUUACGUUAAGCACUGUAAAAUUGAUAAAGCUAAAGCAAAAUCAUUUGUAUUUGCCACUAGUCCCAAUUACGGAGCUGUAAUUUACACAAAAAAAUAAUGUAUUUAAACACAUUUUAUUUUAUUGCUUGUUAUUUCCUUUAAUACCAUAAUGUUUUUCUUGUCAUUAGUUUAUUAAUAUAAACCACCGAUAAAUACACAUUUUUAUAGUUACCUUUGUAAUACUAUUUUUU